CCAGAGACCUUGGGAGUAGAACCUGAAAGAGGGAGCGAGGAGACACCUAGGGCCAAGAAGAAAGAACCCUUGCGAAGAAAGAAAAGUCCAGUCGAGAUGAACAGAUGGUCCAGUUACCUGUUGGGAUGCACGGCCUUCAUCCUCUACUCCUACGAAACAAGUGGAGAUACUAAAGAUUCCUGUGUCUUUCCCUUCAACUACAAGGGUUUUACUUAUUUCUCUUGCACCAGAACCAACAGCCUCUCCCCUUGGUGUGCGACCAGAGCUGUUUAUGAUGGACAGUGGAAGUACUGCUUGAUAGAAGAUUACCCACGGUGUGUCUUCCCCUUCAUCUAUCGGGGAAGGUCCCACAGGAACUGCAUCGUGGAAGGCAGCUUCUUCGGAAAGCUGUGGUGCUCAGUGACCUCCAGCUUUGAUGAGAAGCAGCAGUGGAAAUACUGUGAGAUAAACGGAAUUUCCUCCCUGGUUCCUGGCUUUCCCUGCCAUUUCCCAUUCAACUACAAAAACAAGAAUUAUUUUAAUUGCACCACCAAAGGAUCCAAGGAGAACCUCUUAUGGUGUGCCACCUCUUACAACUACGACCAGGACCACACCUGGGUGUAUUGCUGAUGCAGAGGGAGGGAGACACAUCAUCAGGGGGAGGCUGACUGACGUGUUCAGUCUGGAACCUGCUUCACCGUUUUCAUUACAUCUUUCAAGCUUAGGAUAAUCACCUUUAGAAAGACGCUGUCCACCGGCUCGCUUACUCACCGGGUCCUCUGUGAAGUGAAAAUGUGGCACCGCCAUCAAUCAAGGAAAAUUAACUCUGGGGCUGCCUUUCUUUUCUGCCUCCUAGAAUGAGCCCACAUGACUGGUCGCAUGGUGGGGAGAUCAGAUUCUCUGCCCAGGGGCCCUAGGAAGUAAUUGCAGCCUGCCAUCUCUUUCUGGGAAACCACCGAUUCAGGUGGAGCAUCUGUAGAUACUUAUUACAUCAUUAAUAAAUAACUUAGUAAGUCAACGGAGGGUACAGAAUUCAUUGCAAGACUGCCUCAGCUAUCUCCUGUGCCACACCCAUGACAGACAUCAACAAUCGAUGACAGAAUCUGUUUCCCUGGGAGCCCAGAUGCAACCUCACGUUGUUCUUCUCCCCUCCAUCCUCUUCUUGCUUCUUCUCUUCCUCCUCUUCCUGCACUUUUCCCUCCUGCUCCUCCUCCCUCUGUCCUCCAUCUCUCUUGUAAAAUCCUCCGAGCAACUACUUCCAUGGCCCAUCGCUACCACCAGUCAUCAGGAACAGAUUUUCACUGUUCCGCUUUCAGCUCCAAUCUGAUUGUCAGAUUAAAAUGAUGUUGCAGGAGUUCCCGGCGUGGCUCAGUGCUUAACGAAUCCGACUAAG
Molecule: messenger RNA, 1372 nt
Organism: Sus scrofa (pig)
Lineage: Eukaryota; Metazoa; Chordata; Mammalia; Artiodactyla; Suidae
Source: RefSeq, a predicted model, not a curated record